Molecule: messenger RNA, 1315 nt
Organism: Closterium sp. Naga37s-1
Lineage: Eukaryota; Viridiplantae; Streptophyta; Zygnematophyceae; Desmidiales; Closteriaceae
Source: the annotation of a GenBank genome assembly
GUACCCCGCAAUCCUGCGACACACUCAAUGCAUCGAACAAGAACUCAUGGGGAGUGAGACUCAUCCAGUAGAACCAAGGGCUCGUGGGAAGCAAGGACUCGUGGGAAUGCACGCCGCUGGUCCUGGUGGUGCUGGUGGUCGUUUUGGGGAUGUCGAUGUGCGUGUGGCCCCGAGACAGAUGUUGCUCCGUGAUUGGGUGGCUGCUGCGAAAGCACAAGGCGCAGUUGUCUUCAUUGCAGUUCACGGAGGUAUAGGUGAAGACGGCACGUUACAGCACCUGCUGGAGCACGAGGGAGUGCCCUUUACUGGUGAAGACGGCACGUUACAGCACCUGCUGGAGCACGAGGGAGUGCCCUUUACUGGUUCUGGGUCUGAAGCGUCUCAGCUGUGUAUGGACAAGGUCGCGACAGGACAGGCCAUUGCUCAUCUGACCUCGGAUGGUGUAUUCUCAGCUCGAAAGCUGCUCCUUUCCCUUGACCAGUUGCUGCCCUGUGCUGCUGCUGCUGCUGCUGCUGCUGGUGGCGCUGGUGCUGCUGAUGCCACGUGGCAGCGUCUGAUUGGCGAGCUCCAGGCUGACUCGUUCUGUGUGAAGCCGGCCACAGACGGAUGCUCUGCUGGCGUCGCCCGACUCGCCAACCCAUCUGACCUGGCAGCGUACGUCACAGCAGUCAGGGAUGCGGCUCCCCGCCUGCUGCCAGGCCAGCUGUCCACACUUUGUGGGAUAGUGGAGAUGCCUGUUCGCCCCCCAACCCAUCUUCUCUUCGAGCCCUUUAUCGAAACAGACCCUAUCCGACCGCUGCCAACCGCACAGCAGCAGCAGCAGCAGCAGCAGCAGCAGCAGGAGGAGGAAGAGGAGGGCACAUGUGACAAUAACGAGGGGUUGGUGUGGGAGGGGAAGCGGCGGUGGGUGGAGGUGACUGUAGGGGUGGUGGGGCAUCGGGGCAGGAUGAGGGCUCUGGCUCCGAGUGUGACUGUAAAGGAGGCUGGAGACGUGCUCACACUGGAGGAGAAGUUUCAAGGUGGCACGGGCAUCAAUCUCACUCCUCCCCCAACGUCCAUCAUCAGUGCAAGUGCGCAGGAGGCGGGGCGGAGGCGCAUUGAGAUGGAGGCCAGUGCUCUCAACAUCGACGGUGUCACCUUUGCUGGCCUAGCAAGCAAGCAUCUGUCCGUGUGCUCUUGCUUGCCUCUUUCUACCCCCCCUGCCAGUGCAAGAGCCCAGGAGGAGGGGCGGAGGCGCAUUGAGCUGGUGGCCAGUGCUCUCAACAUCGACAGUGUCACUCUUGCCGGCCUAGCAAGCAAGCAUCUGUCCGUGUGA